AAACGUCAACAUGUCAAAUGAUGACAGAGGCGUCAAAAGUUAAAAUCGUAAUUUGUAAUGUAAUAGUGGUUCUAAAAACCGAACUUGAAUUGUAGGUAUAUAAUGUAUCACAAUGAGCUGGUUUGAUGCAUCAGGUUUGGCUAGCAUAGCCAAAACAGCAUUAAAAGAAGCUCAAAAAACAAUAGAUAAAGCAUUGGACAUUAAAGAUGAUCUAAAUGCCAUACCCGUUAAUACACCCAUUGAUACAAACCCUGAUGAUUUUUUUGGUACAUGGGGAAUAACAGAGUCUGGGCACAUUAAAGAGGAUAAGAAAUUUCCUAAUGAUGCAUUAAAACAAGCCAGAAAUAGUAACAGCAUAUGGGGAUCUUUCAGUGGGUCAUUUUUUGAAACUGCAGCUGCCCACAAAGCCCAAAAAUCAAUAUCUAUUGAUAGCUUAGAUGACUCGUUGGAUAUGGGCACAGAACACUUUAGUUCAAGUAAACUGGUAGUGCAUCAUAGUGAUGAUAUUGACAGCCAGCUAUCCAGAAUUUCAAUAAGUGAAUUAAAUGAAAAUUUUCACAUUAAUAAGGAAAACCUGAAACCUGUUGAUGAAAAUCAAGAUGUAGUAGUUAAAAGAGUUGAAAAACCUAAUGCUUUGCAUGUAAAUCGUUUGUCAGCAAUUAGUAUAGAAAGUGAAAGAAAUAGUUCUGCAAGUUUAGAUAUAAUAUCACCUAGUACUGAAUGGACCACUAGUCCAGAAUCCGAUAUGCUUUCAGUGGCCCAUUCUUUGUCCACUUCUAGUUCUGCUAUAGGUUCCAAACAAGUAUCAGAGUCAGUUGAAAUAGUUCCAGAAAGUCUAACAAGUCCUAGUUCUGUGGAGGUUUUAGGAACAGAAAGUAGUAGCAGGAGAGAGUCCCAACAAAAUACUGAUGACUUUGUAUCACCCAUUGAAUCCCCUUGGGAAAAAUCCAGCUCUUCAAUCGAAAAAAUAUCUCCUGAAAGUGUCGAAAUAAUACCAGAGGAUCAAGAUGAAACAAGUGUGGCAGAGGACACAAUGUCGUACACUUCAAUUUCCGAAAGCACUUCCGCUACCGUUCUAGAUUCCGCUUUUAAUAUGUUUAAGUCACAAAAAAUGCUUAAAGACACAUACAUUAGGAACGAAGUUAUGACCGAGAGUGGUGCCAGCGAUUUAUCGCAAAAUUCCGAUAGCAUUUUUAUUGGGACUGAAGCUAUAACUAGAGCACCUAGUCGUAGUACCAUGAAUUUACCCUUAGCACAAGUGAACCAGGUAUUAAUUGACACCCAGCCACAAAGUACCAACCAAGACAUGCCUAACAUCUUAAAGAAAACCAAUGUGAUUGAUUUCUCACAAGACAAUGACAGCGUUAAAAGUGAAAACAUAGAAAAUCUAAUGGACACUUCUACGGACGAAGGAUCCCAAUCUGAUAAGACAAUAAUGGCAAGUGAUAACAUAAUGGAAAGCAGCAGCGAUACUAGCACAACCGAAACUAGUGGACAUUCGUCCUAUUUAAAAAACAUGCUUGCAGAUGCAAUGACCGAAAAAAGUAGCGAACACUCCAACCAAUUGUAUGACUUGUCUCAAGGGGUGAUGUUGAAUUCCUCCAAGGAAGAAGCAUUAGAAAAUAUCACCAUUUCACAACUGGAUAUGCCGGCAAGGGAACAUUCGCCGAUAAGUUCCGAAAGUCGUUCUGACCUGGUAAAGAUUGGUUCGGACUACACUUCUGGUCAUACGUCCGGCGAUGAACUAGAAACAACCACAUCGUCCGAUUUAGAAAUUAUUUCCAGUCCAAACGGCGAUUCGAGCAGCACUCAAAGCAGGCAAAGUCCAGCAAAACAGACAAUUCACCACAAAAUAAAAACGGACGGGUGUUCCGUCGAUAGUCUCUUAUCUAAGAUGACGAUGAAAAAGGCCAAAGGACACAAUCGGGAGCUAUCGGAAGCAUCCAGCAUCAGCGACGAUUCACAUUCCUCGGAAGUCGAGAAGCUGAUUAAAAGAAUUUCCGAGAUGACGGAGAUUUUGGAAUCGAGAGAAUCAAAGUUAAUUGAUGUAAACAGAAGGAAUGCCGAGCUGCAAGAUAUAAACAACGACUUAAAAUACCAACUUGAUUCCUUCUUGAGCAAACAACUUGAGUCUGCCGAAUUGUUUCAAGUGACCGAGGAGUACACGCAACGAUUGUCAGCGUUAGAAAAGAAAUUCCAGCAGGCCAUAAGAGAGAAAGAUACUUUGAGAAAACAAUUGGAGCAUAGCAAGCAGGAUGCUGCAACAAAGAUGAGCAAAAGCGAUCUGGAAUCCUUAAUUUCGGAAAAAGAUGAAACUAUAAAAGAACUUAGAGAAGAGGGGGAAAAGCUAUCAAAGCAACAGUUGCAACAUUCCAAUAUAAUCAAAAAGUUAAGAGCCAAGGAAAAGGAAAAUGAAAUUACCAUAAAACAUAUGAAGGAAAAUAUUGAAAGUUUAUCCACCGAAACCGAACGUCUAAAACGUUCUUUAACAGCAAAAGAGGAAGUGGAACGUUCGCAAAUCGAGGCAGUUUAUCAAUUGACAGCCAAAAAUAAAAAAAUUGAAACAGAGUUAGCAAAACUUCAAAGUGAAUUGGACGACUUAAAACAAAAAUACGACACCACUAAAAAAUCAUUAGAUGCAGCCAAAAAAGAAUUACAAGACAAAAACAGAACUGGUUCCGAAUUACUCGCUAGAGAACAAAUGUUGGAAAGUUUGGAAAACCAGAAGAGGGCAACGGAAUCGCAAAACGAGGAGAUUAUGGGACAAUUGGAGAGUCUACGUUUAAAACUAAGACAAUGUGAUCAAGACUACCUUAAAAAGGAAUUGGGGUUGAAAAACGAAAACAAUGAAUUGUUACAAAGGUUGGAGGAAGCUGAAGCUAGAAAUGAGGAGCUGUCCCAGUCGAUUUUGGAAGUUAGUAAGCCACUUGUACGUCAACUGGAAUCCCUACAGGCCACACAUAACUCAAAAGUAACCAGCUUUGAAAGCUUGGAACAACAGUACACCAUAAAAAUAAGCGAACUACAAACAAAAUUGCAAGCAACAGUAAAAACAGAGAAGUUAGCAAAGGAAGAGUGCAAUGGUUUAAGAUCUAAAGUUGCGGAAUUAGAGGGGCAUCUUAGUUCAUUGAAGCACCAACAAGAACUAUUUCAAAUGAAAGUUGAACAACAAAAGACUGAACAUCAAAUUAAAGAAAACGAUUUUAAAACGGAAAUUGGCAAGAUAAAGGAUUCACUAGUAUCUGCACAGCAAAAAGUUGAGGACCAAUAUUCUGAAAUUAAUGCAUUACAACAACAGUUAAAAAUUGAAAAGGAAGCUAAUAAUGCGGAAAGAAAAAGAAAAGAAUUAUUGUUUAAGGAACAUAACGACCCUCCUCACAUAUCCGGAGGUAGACUUUCUCCGGAAACAGGAAGUAAUUCACCAACCCUGAGUUUAGGAAAAGCUUCUAUAGCGGAUUCAUUAUCAAGUUCAUUUUGGUCACAGGAUGAGCCUUUUGAUAUAGCACAAACUCCGCGAUACACAAAUAUGCUUGAAAUGCAGAUGUUACAAACUAAUGUAAAACAAAAAGAUGGUGAACUACAACAGCUGCAAUGGGAGUUAAAUAGAAGGGAGCAGGAAAGAUCUCUCCUCAACUUGGAAAUUUCUAGUUUAUUAACAAAAGUUGAAGGUCUGGAAAGCAGUGUGGUAGAGUUAAAGACCUUGAAAACCCAGUUUAUUGAAGUUCAACAGCAAUAUGAUACUUUGUGUCAGUUGUAUGGAGAAAAGGUGGAAGAAAAUGAGGAGUUAAAACUAGAUUUGUUAGAUGUCAAAGAAAUGUACAAAGCUCAGAUUGAUGAGUUAUUAAGACAGCAAAAACAACAGCUAAAAUAAUAGCAUUAUGUUCUGUAUUAUUUUAUCUUUACUUAUACAAUUUUAUGGGCUAGUCUUAUAAAAAUAUAUAUACAUACAAUGGUUAAAAUAGAGAAGUUACUAUAAAUUUAUAGUAGGUGGCAAAUUUUUGUAUACUGCUUUUAUAUGUUUGGUGAAACUUUUUAUUACUCCUAAGAAUAUGUUUGUGAUCCAUUAUACAUAAUAUAUAUACAUAUUAUGUUUUGAUUUGAUUUCAUUAAAUUUCAAUGAGACAUUUAUUUGUAAAAUAUACCUACUUUUGUAAUUGCAAUUCGAGAGUAAAAGAUUUUAAUCUGUGAUAAUUUAAAAUAUUUAUACUUGCAUAUUGCUUGCAAUAAAACUAAGCAUAAUUUUGUUUUAAUAAAG
Messenger RNA from Brassicogethes aeneus, 4255 nucleotides. Lineage: Eukaryota; Metazoa; Arthropoda; Insecta; Coleoptera; Nitidulidae. The record is from the annotation of a GenBank genome assembly.